Rasamsonia emersonii CBS 393.64 is the source of this 1767-nucleotide messenger RNA. RefSeq names its product Amino acid permease (Gap1). Bases 1 to 1767 code for a protein of 588 amino acids. Gene Ontology annotation, cellular component: membrane. The transcript is spliced from 4 exons. The record is from RefSeq and is a predicted model, not a curated record. Gene Ontology annotation, biological process: amino acid transmembrane transport. Gene Ontology annotation, molecular function: amino acid transmembrane transporter activity. NCBI's taxonomy places the organism in Eukaryota, Fungi, Ascomycota, Eurotiomycetes, Eurotiales, Trichocomaceae.
AUGGAGAAAGACCUUGCUACUAAGGAGGCCACUCUCGGCUCCGACACUGCCACCGCGCCUCUCCCCGCUUACGGAGAGACUGAAACCACGCGGGGGUCCCUCGGCAGGCGGAUUAUCGACAGCUUCAAGCGGGAUCCCAAUGCCCAUGUCACGAAACGGGGUCAGGUUGGAGCAAAUGGCAAAGUCUUCGAUGUCGAGACGGCUGCCGCCAACACCGCCAACUCGCCGCUGCAGCGCCGCCUGAAGAGCCGUCACCUUCAGAUGAUCGCAAUCGGUGGCUCUAUUGGCACUGGUCUGUUCGUCACCUCGGGCACUGUCCUCCAUUCGGGUGGUCCGGCGUCCGUCGUCAUUGCCUACAUCCUGAUCGGUGCCAUGUUGUACUGCACCGUGCAUGCUCUUGGUGAAUUGGCCGUCUUGUACCCCGUCGCCGGUUCGUUCGCCGCCUAUUCGACCCGUUUCAUCGAUCCUGCCUGGGGUUUUGCCAUGGGCUGGAAUUACGCCUUGCAAUGGCUGGUCGUAUUACCCCUGGAAAUCGUCGCCGCCUCCAUUACGGUGGGCUACUGGGACUCCAGCGUCUCGCCGGCUGCCUGGGUCGCCAUUUUCUGGGUGCUCAUCGUCUCCAUUAACCUGUUUGGUGUUCGAGGCUACGGUGAGGCCGAGUUUGUGUUUUCCAUCAUCAAAGUCAUUGCCGUCAUCGGAUUUAUCAUCUUGGGUAUCAUCCUCAACUGCGGUGGCGGUCCUCAUGGCGGUUACAUCGGUGGAAAAUACUGGCAUAAUCCAGGCGCCUUUAACAAUGGAUUCAAGGGUCUUUGCAGCGUCUUUGUCAACGCAGCUUUCGCCUUUGCCGGUACCGAAUUGGUCGGUCUUGCCGCGGCAGAAACAGCAAACCCCCGCAAAUCUCUUCCCGGUGCCGUCAAGCAGGUGUUCUGGCGGAUCGCCAUCUUCUACGUGGUGGCCCUGACCAUUGUCGGUCUCCUGGUCCCAUACACCGAUGACCGUCUUUUGAGUGGGUCAUCUUCCGCCGACGCCAAAGCAUCUCCGUUCGUCCUUGCCAUCAAGAAUGCUGGCAUCAGUGGCUUGGACUCCGUGAUGAACGUGGUCAUUAUGAUUGCGGUUCUGUCCGUGGGCAACGCGUCCGUCUACGGAUCUUCUCGUACCCUCGCCGCCCUGGCUGAACAGGGCCAGGCACCCAGUUUCCUUGCCUACAUCGAUCGUCAGGGACGGCCCCUCUUUUCCAUCCUCCUGGCCUCCGCCCUGGGUCUCCUGUGCUUCCUGGCUGCUUCGGACAAGCGGGAUCAGGCGUUCCUAUGGAUGGUCGCCAUCUCCGGCCUGUCUUCAAUCUUCACCUGGGGUUCCAUUUGUUUCGCUCACAUCCGCUUCCGUAAAGGAUGGAAGGUCCAGGGCCACAGUGUGGAUGAAUUGCCCUACAAGUCCCAGGCCGGUCUUUUCGGUUCCUGGAUCGGCUUCAUCUUCAACUGCCUGGUCCUCGUCGCCCAGUUUUGGGUCGGCUUUGCCCCGGUCGGCUACGGUUCGAUGAGCGCCAGCGAUCUGGUCGAGAACUUCUUCUCGGUGUAUUUGGCCGCUCCGAUCGUCAUCUUAUUCUACAUCGUCUACAAGUUCUGGUACAGGACUCCGUUCAUCCGAGCCAAGGAUAUGGACCUCAACACCGGACGUCGGGAAUUCGACAUCCAACAUCUCAUCGAAGAGGAGCGUGCUGAGCAGGCGGCUUGGCCGAUAUGGAAGAAAGUCUACAAAUUCUUCUGUUAA